CACUGGAUCAGCCCGUGAUGUUUAUGCAGUUUUUUUUAAAUAGCCUUUUUAGAACAUCUUAACUGGCAACACUGACACUGUGGUUAACGGCUUAUUUAAUUUUACUUUAUUUUCUUUAAAAUAAAUGUAAGUAAUGUUUUAAUUUCAGUUACAUUACUGCUUGCUUUUAAUUCACAAAAAAGUGCACUAAAUGUCUUUUGAAAAAGACCAUGACUAGGACUAUAAUCUAGCAUUCAUGAUUUAAAAUCAUUUAAGUAUGCCAUUUUCCACUGUAUGCAUAAAACAGAAAAAAAUAAAUGGGUAUGCUAAUUAUAUUAACUAGCUAGCUUGCUGGCUAACAUCUACAAAUAAAUUACAAUAUGAAGCCUUUAUUUUGUUGCCUUUGUUGUCUGUUAGACUAUUUUAGGCAUUCUAUAUUUCUCAUAUUUCUCUUUGUUGUAAUAAGGAAAAAACAUGCUUGAGGUCUACCAUGGCCCAAGAGCGUCUCAGUGGACUUGCUGUCAUCAAUAAUGAUGCUUCUCAAAAUUUGUCAUUUGAUGCAGUCAUUGAUAACUUUGAUGGUUUUGAAACUGUUCUGUAAUUCUGAAAAUGUAAUAGAUUUUUGCGCUUUUUUUGUUGAUUUGCACUUUAAUUUCUAAAUUAAGGUUUGUGUUAUUCUUCAGAUGACUGUAAGUCAAAUUUGUUCUCUCCCAAAAAUCUGGUCUAAUUAAUUAACUUAUUUAUUAUUUUGUAACAGACACAAUUCAUUAUCACUGAAGUCAAUCAAACAGCACCAAUGUCUAUUUGAUCUAAAUCAAAUAAUUUAAGAGAAAUCAUCCUGAAGCACAGGAUAUAGGUUAUAGCCAGGAAUCCUUUCCCUUGUUUGACUGGAUUCUGUCGUUGGCCUGUGGUUUUUACAUUAAUACUCUAUGUGAAUGAACUUCAUAGUUCUUGGGCCAUGCAAUUUAAACACAGUGGUUAAAUAUUAACUCAGAUAGAGAAACUGAAUCCUGAAAGUGGAGCUUCAGUCAACCACAGCUACACUGGAGAUACCAGAUAUUUUAUAAGUGGUGGUCUGUCUUGAUCAAUUUUAGGAUUUGGAAGAGAUCAAAAUCUGUCAAAAUGGCUCUGCAUCAACAACUGCCGUUUUUCAAACCGAGUGUCCCAUUCACUACUCCGAUCCAGGGAGGACUGAAGGAUGGAAUGAUUAUUACUGUAUGUGGCCGAGUUUUGCCAGAUGCCAACAGAUUUGAUGUGGACUUCUUGUAUGGGUCUGAUCAUGUUCUGCACUUUAACCCUCGCUAUGAUGGAGGGUCUGGGCAUGUAGUGCACAACACCUUUCAGAAAGGUAUCUGGGGCUCAGAGGAAAACAAGUCCCAAACUCCCUUCCCAAGAGGCCAGACAUUUGCGCUGCAGAUCUUCGUCACCCAGGGAUCUUACAAGAUAAGUACCAAUGGGAAACCCUUUUCGGAGUUCGAGCACCGUAUGCCAUUCUCUUGGGCGGACACAUUCCGCAUUGUUGGAAAGGUGGAACUGAGUUUAGUUGCCUUCCAGCGUGUUGAGCCGCCUCAUGCUGCAUGUUCAGGAUCUUUUAUGGUCCCGUACAAAAGCGUCAUCCCUGGUGGACUUCAGCCUGGCAAAGUCAUCAUCAUCCACGGAGUCAUCAGUCCCCAAGCAAAUAGAGUAGUGAUUAGUCUACGGCACAAACAUGGAAUUGCAUUUGCCUACAGUCCUCGUUUUGAUGAGAAUGUGGUUGUGCGCAACACUUAUCAGGAUGGGAAGUGGGGUGCAGAGGAACGAUCUGAGCUCUUGCCAUAUAAAAGGGGAGCACUGAUGCAGGUCACCAUUUUUUGCAGUCAUCAUCAAUACGAAGUGUUUGUUAAUGGUGAAAAAACUCACACUUACAAGCAUCGUUACACUAAACUGGAGAGAAUUGAUGUUUUAGACAUCCGUGGAGACAUGCAGUUGACCUUUGUGCAGCCCUGAAAAAGAUUUUAUCCAGAUCUAUGACGAAAUACAUGUUAAAAACAUGCACCAAUCUAUAUAAACCUAAAUGCAAAAAAAAGAUAUAUUAAUCAGUGCAUUCUGAUGCAAAGAUGUUUUGCCUGCCUGCCUGCCUAUUAAUCUGAGACCCAUGUGAUUGUCCACAGCUUCAGUAACAAUUAUUUAAAAUGAAUAAACACAGGCUUGUUCUGCAUGAGUGU
Molecule: messenger RNA, 2183 nt
Organism: Megalobrama amblycephala (Wuchang bream)
Lineage: Eukaryota; Metazoa; Chordata; Actinopteri; Cypriniformes; Xenocyprididae
Product: galectin-9-like
Biological process (GO): negative regulation of CD4-positive, alpha-beta T cell proliferation; negative regulation of type II interferon production; positive regulation of gene expression
Cellular component (GO): nucleus; cytosol
Molecular function (GO): galactoside binding; carbohydrate binding
Source: RefSeq, a predicted model, not a curated record